CUCGAGCGCUUCAAGACCGCGCCGUCGGUCAACGUGCUCCUGGCGACGGUCGCGACGGCGGGCGUCGGGCUCAACAUCGUCGAGGCGAACAACGUGCUGUUCCUCGAUCGCUGGUGGAAUCCCACGGUCCACGACCAGGCGAUGGACCGGACGCACCGCCUCGGCCAGACGCGGCCCGUCGACGUCCGCUUCCUCGACGGCGUCGACACCGUCGACGAGGUCAUGCGCGCGAUCAACAAAUUCAAGUCGGACAACGCCCAGGUGAUCCUCGCGUCC
This is a messenger RNA of Aureococcus anophagefferens, 276 nucleotides long. RefSeq lists its product as hypothetical. The annotation marks the transcript as partial. The record is from RefSeq and is a predicted model, not a curated record. Lineage: Eukaryota; Pelagophyceae; Pelagomonadales; Pelagomonadaceae. The transcript has a single exon.